Nematolebias whitei (Rio pearlfish) is the source of this 1620-nucleotide messenger RNA. It is a transcript of the gene g6fl, whose product is annotated as g6f-like. The transcript is spliced from 11 exons. The coding region runs from base 1 to 1620 and encodes 539 amino acids. The record is from RefSeq and is a predicted model, not a curated record. Gene Ontology annotation, cellular component: external side of plasma membrane; membrane raft. NCBI's taxonomy places the organism in Eukaryota, Metazoa, Chordata, Actinopteri, Cyprinodontiformes, Rivulidae. Gene Ontology annotation, molecular function: MHC class II protein binding; protein tyrosine kinase binding. Gene Ontology annotation, biological process: interleukin-15-mediated signaling pathway; T cell activation; positive regulation of ERK1 and ERK2 cascade.
AUGCAAGUGACAGGACUGACUGCAAGCCAAGCAGAAAAUCUGAGAAACCCCCAUAAACAUAGUCCUUUUGGAGAUGCUGCUCACCAACAAGUUGCUAGCAGUCUCAACCAACACGAUGUUGUGCUGGUCGAAGAAAACUCACCGACUACUCUGGGCUGUGCCGGUCCAGCACUGAGAGGUGACAAAUCUAUUAACUGGAUGGUGAAGUCAGGUGGUGUGGGUGAGUGGAAACUUAUUUUCUCAGCCUGUGAAAGGAAGAAGUUCUCCGGAGGAGCCUCGAAGGAAUCCAUGCGAAUGACGGACAGCAACUUUCAAGGCACUGGGGAUUUCUCACUGUUCCUCUCACCCAAAGUGGAGGACGGUGGUCUCUACUUGUGUCUUAUAAAGCACCAGGAGAGGAAACUGAAGGAGAAGACCUUCCUCCUAGCAGUCCUAAAAGUCAGCUUCUACCCAGAUGCGCCCGUCCCUCAGAACAGCAUCUUGCGGCUCUUUGGCCGAGUUACACCUGACAACGCCGUUUCCAAAAUCACCUGGACGGCACCUGGCGGCCUUUCCUUGAAGACUGAGAAGAAGCCCAACACGGGCACAGUGACCAAACUGCCACAGGUCCAGAAAAGUGACGGCGGGAUUUACAUCUGUAGCGUUUACCCCCAGGGAAACGGCACCAACGUGUUGGCUAUAAAUGUGAACGUGACUGUUGAUGCUGACAAAGUGGCCUCAUUCGUCAGUGCAAAACACGACCACAUGAUCCACACUGGCGUUCAGGCUCUAAAAUCCAUCCCUCUGACUUGUCCCAGUGUCCAGGGAGACUUUGUCCAGCUGUACUGGAUUCCCCCAAAAUUCAACAAACAAAACAGUAUAAUGAAGCUAGUGCACAAUUACGACCGAUGGAGGGUUUCCACGCAGAAGGAAAGUAAGAGAAUCCGGCUGGCUGGUCCACCCUACAGCGCAAAGACUGGGAGCUUCUCCUUCCUUCUGACCCCUGACCUAUCAGAUGGUGGCGUCUACAUCUGUAAAGUUUAUCUCAAUGACAACGUCUUCAACCAGAGUACAACGCUCAUCGUGCUGAAAGUUCGAAUCAGAAAGUACUCCUCCAAGCAGGAGUUAAUAUGCCAGUACUCAGAGGUGUCCCAGGUUCAAAGGAUGGUGUGGGAACACCACAAUAAGAGCAGGGAACUGAAGUUGAAUUCUGGGGGCCCUGGCAUCAUCAGCACCACCCUGCCCUUACCCAUCACCUCCAAUGUAACAGGGAACUACACCUGCAUCCUGCAGCUGAAGAAUGGCAUCAUCAUCAGGGCAGAUCAAGUUAUCACACUGCCCCCCAAAGAGAGUGUCAGUGUCACCACCCCCUCUCGGAUCCCUUCUCUCUCUGCUUUAUUACUCCUGGUGCCCCUGGUUGCUGCAGCUGUCGGUGUGUUGCUAUGGAGACAGAAACACAUUUCUGAUCGCGGUGUUGAGCAGUCACUGUCCGUCCGUUCAGGUGAAACUGAGAACCUCUAUGAGAAUCCUGAAGAUCUCAGACAGGCUCCUCCCCAGGGUUCAGUCUACAUGGAUUUGAAGCCAAGAGGAGAGAAUGAUGUCUACAAGGAACUGGAGCGAUACGAGCAGUGUCAGGGCUGA